Messenger RNA from Nilaparvata lugens (brown planthopper), 1171 nucleotides. RefSeq lists its product as uncharacterized. The transcript is spliced from 6 exons. NCBI's taxonomy places the organism in Eukaryota, Metazoa, Arthropoda, Insecta, Hemiptera, Delphacidae. The coding region runs from base 91 to 1122 and encodes 343 amino acids. Gene Ontology annotation, biological process: sensory perception of smell; detection of chemical stimulus involved in sensory perception of smell. Gene Ontology annotation, molecular function: odorant binding; olfactory receptor activity. The record is from RefSeq and is a predicted model, not a curated record. Gene Ontology annotation, cellular component: plasma membrane.
GUAAUCUUUAUAUCAUACACAAUCUUGGACAUAUUCAAUCUGGAAGCUCAUCAGCUUGAAGAGAAAAUAUUUCGUUUCAAAAACAUCAACAUGUUGAUAUGCGGUCUGGCCUAUCCUCUUGUGGAUAAGGAUACGUACAGUUUGAUAUCACAUGCAAAAGACCAAGGACAUCAUGGUGCCUCUUCAUAUCACUCAGAAUCAUGGUCGAUUCUGGAUGAGAAAAUGGAAAAAGAGUUGGAUCGUAUGAACAAGGUGCUCUACUCAGUGGUCGUUUCAUCUUGUGUCACCUUGACGUUUGGACCUCUUGUGGCGGCCAUAUUGAAAUAUUACCCUGAAAUGCUAACUGGAUCUCUGCACGCAAUCAAAGUGACUGAACUCACUCUACCCAUCAACUUCUUGUACCCUGAAGAGUACGCCAAUUUAGCCACAUAUAUAUUUCUAUAUGCUUUGCAAACUUUAUAUAUGUAUUUGUUUGCCGGUUAUAUGUACUGCACUCUCACCUCUGGAUUGAUGGCUAUGAAAACGACAAUCUAUGACAUGAAAGAACUGUGCCUUACUGUGAAGGAAUGGGACCUGCACCAAAAUGGAUUUGGCAGACAGAUUCAGAGUUAUGGAGUUUCGAGCUUGUCUACAGAAUUCACUGAUACAAAACUGCUGAAGAGUUGCCUUAUCAACGUGAUUAAAACCCAUGAUCUUAUCUGUAGGAAAGCUAGUAAUCUAAACAAGAACUUGGAAAUGAUGUAUACUAUUCUCAACAAUACUAUCUGCUUUCAAAUCUGCGUGUGUUUAUAUUCUGCUUCAAAGAUGGAAGAUUUCGUUUUAAAAAUAGAGCACAUACUGCUUGUCCUCCCAAUGGCAAGUAUUUUGUUUCUAUACUGUUCCAGCGCUCAACAACUUUUGAAUGAGGGCGAGAAUUUGCGUACAGCUCUGUGGGAAAGUGCUUUUGUUGACAAGCCCAAAUGGUACAAAACAUCAUUUUUCAUGAUCAUGAUACGCAACAACAAGGAUUUGGAAAUAAAGCCAUUCGGUUUCUAUGUUCUGAACCUGAAAACGUUCGCUACGGUGAUGAAUGCUGCCUACUCCUACUUUAAUAUGCUGAACUCUCUAAAUAAAAGAAUAUGAAAAAUCACUCUUCACUGUUGCAAGAACACGAACUUAUAUAUUAUUAUUA